Cajanus cajan (pigeon pea) is the source of this 1124-nucleotide messenger RNA. RefSeq lists its product as uncharacterized. The record is from RefSeq and is a predicted model, not a curated record. Lineage: Eukaryota; Viridiplantae; Streptophyta; Magnoliopsida; Fabales; Fabaceae.
ACCAUUGCUCUUCCCUUCAUUUGGAGACACAUUAAUUCUUCCUUCCAUCUCUUUCUCUCAUCAAACCAAACCAAAGGCAAAACACCCUUCAUCAUCGAUCACUUUGUGAUAUGUCUCGCAUGAGGCUAACCAAGAAGCUUCAACCUGCCAAGAAGGCAUGGAAGAGCUGCUCCAACACAGUCAAACACAAACUCCACAAACUCAACAUCCCCAAGGCUUUCAAAACCACCCUUCAACGCCUCCUCUCAGCUUUUCACUCCCUUGGCCAUCUCAUACACUCUAGACUUCAUCAUCAUCACUCACUCAUGACCACUACCACAAGGCCACGUGCCACUGCUUCUUACUACCACCAUGUUCAACACAGGCACUCAUCAUGUGCAGCCAUACACAUAGAUGACCUCUUUGACAAGGUUAACUCUGUGUCCAUCAUGCAUGAUGCCACCAACAAGAGAAGUGGUCAUGCACAAUUAGGGCAAGGAGAAACAAGCAAAAGCAAAGAGAAAGAGAAAGAGAAGGAACAUUGCAUUUACAAGGGUAAUAGUAUGGUUGGUGAGAGUAGUGACUUGAACACUAUAGAGGAUGCAUGGAAGGUUGUGGUUGCUAAGUCUCCACAACUACACGUGGAUGAAAAGGCAGAAGAAUUCAUAAGCAAGUUUCGUGAAGAUAUGAGGCUGCAGAAAGAGAGGUCAAUGCUUGAAUUCCAAGAGAUGCUAGCACGAAGUUCCUGAUUAAUAUUUGAUCUCAUCAAAUAUUCAUUUUCUAAUUUGACAUAUAUAGAGUGCAAGAUUGAUAUAUAUACAUGGUUUGAUACAUGAUUUUUUUUUUCUUUUCAUUUCAUUUUGGAUUCUAUUGGAAAACAAAGUGAGCACAUAAUUGUGUGAGUGAAGAUGUAUAGGAAAGUAGGCUUUGCGAGAGAUUUUUUUUUUCUUCUUUUAACAUUAUUUACUUGUAUUCAUUCUUCUUUUGGUUGACAGUAAGUAUGUCUGAUGGAUUGUGAUUGUUUUGGAAUCUGACAAUAUUGAAGUGUGUAUAGAAUGUAUUUGGAAGUGAGUUUUGUUAUAAGCUUUAUUUUCCUGGUGACACUUUUUUAUUUUCUUCAAUAUAUAAACAUGAUUUAUGCAUUA